Molecule: messenger RNA, 1725 nt
Organism: Camponotus floridanus (Florida carpenter ant)
Lineage: Eukaryota; Metazoa; Arthropoda; Insecta; Hymenoptera; Formicidae
Product: queuosine salvage protein
Exons: 1
Coding region: 320-1336 (338 amino acids)
Source: RefSeq, a predicted model, not a curated record
GUAUAUAGACCUUGUAAGUGUUGUAUAUCAUUCGAUAGGAAAUUUUAUCCAAAAAUUUGUGUUGUGGAGGCCUCUGGGCUUCAGUCCCCCUUCAGCUGUUGCCUCCCCCCCCCCUAAAUCGGCCCUGAUCUCACUCAAGUGUUGAUGAUGUAAUACUUUACUGCUUUACUGUAAUACUUUACACGAAGCGCGCAAUCGACCAGUUUUAUCAGCUGACGCCUGGCGCUCCAGUUCAAAACGGCCGUUUUAACAAAACAGUCAUCUCGCAGUUGUUCAGAUACAGUUUGAAAGGCAAUCAAGCCGGUAAGAUUUAUUCAUCAUGGUUCUGAUGCCGAAAGAGUCCGCCAAGUUAGUCGCCGGCUUGGCGAAGAACGUGUUCAUCGAGAAGGAAGGCGUGAAGAGAUUGGCGUCCGCGAUCCUCGACGGUAUCAAGACACAUAAAAUUCGCACGGGUAAUUUCUCGCAGAUCAAAUUUCACCCCAAGCCUGACGAUCCCAGGACGGCGGAUUGGAUAUUCGUCCUGGAUACGUUGAACUUUUCAUUCUGGACCGAGACCGGCGCCAGGAAGUGGAAGGUCGACGGGGAAACCGGAUACUUUGCGUUUUGCGCCGCUGUCAAAAGAGCCAUCGACGAAGGGAAGCCGAUGUGGGAUCCCAAGUAUUACUCGCGAAUAACGCAGCAGGACGCCGAGGUCAUUUUCCGAGGCGACGACGGUGAGACUGACAUUCCGCUCGUGCAAGACAGAGUCAAGAAUCUGCACGAGGCUGGCAAGGUUUUGCUGGAUAAAUAUCAGGGUACAUUCGCGGAAUGUAUCAGGUCGUGCGGCGGUUCAGCGGAGAAGCUACUCAAGCUGAUCGUCGACGAAUUCGAAUCGUAUCGGGACGAGGCCGAUUACGAGGGUCACAGGAUUAGUAUCUACAAGAGGGCUCAGAUACUGAUAGGCGAUAUAUGGGUUUGCUUCGAGGGACGCGGACUCGGUGAAUUCCACGAUAUAGAUAGUAUUGCGAUGUUCGCCGAUUAUCGUAUCCCCCAGGUUCUUGUACACUUUGGUGCUAUGCGCUACAACGAUUCCCUCGCAAGUAAACUUGAAUCCGACGUACCGUUGAAGCAGGGUGACAAGGAUGAGGUUGAGAUACGUGCCUGCUCGAUCGAGGCGGUCGAGCAAAUUUGCGACGAGAUACGAAGAUUGAUCGUGGCCGAUCCGAAAUUGGAUUUAAACCCGACGACGGCUGUCAACGCGAUCAUCAUCGAUCAAUUCUUAUGGGAUUAUCGACGAGAGCACGCUGAAGAAUUGGAGUGUAUUCCAUUUCAUAAAACUAGAACUGUGUACUAUUAGAGACCACAUCCCAUAUAGCAUCCUAUGUCCAAGACAUUAACAUCCUGAAGUUGUUUAAUCGCCCAAAUAUAUUUUCUGGAUUCCUUCUGGACAUCUUUUGGAUAUACAUGCUAUGUAGGAUAAUGUUGGAUAUCAGAACCAUUAAACUUUAUACUCUGGAACAAGCUAUUGUCAAAUUAUAUGACCUAUUUCUCAAGAAAUUAUAGAAAACAAUUUAUGUCUUUCUAAUACACAGUAUAUUUUCAUGUGAUAGGAAGAUAGUGGAAUAUUAACAAGCUUAUGCAAAAGGUUUAUGUGAAAAACGAAUUACAUUUUUUAUUUUGUAUGACUUUUACUAGUAGAUUAGAUAAUCAGAUGCUUGUUCCAAUUAAAAUAUAAUUCCAUCAUUA